CCCCCCUCCCUCGCCGCCGCUGCCCGGGUUUUCUCCCCGCCUUUCUGACGUGCUCCGCGGGCCAGAGACGCGGGGACGGGAGGAGCCCCCCGGAGCUCCGUCUUCUGCAGACCGCCCUGGUGGAAUCCGAACCCGGAGCAUCUGAGGGCCGUCGCGCUGAGUUUCCCGGCCUGGGAUCCAGCGAUCUGUCCCAGGGCAGCGAUUCCUCAUGGAAUGGAUCCCAGUGUCCUCCGGAUCUCUUGUUCAGCCCGCCGGACCGGAAAGGUGGGAGGCGGUGGAAGAAACGUCUGACCGGUCAGGAGCCGCCGAGGCCGCCCAGGGAAGGGUGGAAUUGCCGCUGUGCCGCGGGGCCUUUUCCAGCAACGACUUGCAAAGGUGCCAGGGGCCCUCGCCCUGCCAGGCGGGCAGGGCGGCCUCUCUCGAGCCCACGGGGCCGUCUCCCUCCCACGGAAGCCAAGCCCCCGGCUUGCCUUUUGACCGCUCCAUCUCGGGCUCCUCCACCUGCUCAUCCCUGGCCAGCUCGUCACAGGAGUCGGAUGAAGUCUUCAGUGAUGCCGAAGGAAGGGCCACGCCGGAGAAGAAGCGGGUGCUGAGGAAGACCAAGUCCUGGAAGACGUUUUUCACAAUGGUGCACUGGUCCCUGCGGCGACGCAGCUCCUGGGUGCAACUGGCCGGACACGAAGGCAACUUCAAACCCAGCGAAGGGGGACAGAUCCUGAAGAAGUUCAGCGCUGUGGAGGAGGCAUGCCUAGCCAAGCUGAUGACGGACGUCCUGCGCCCCUUUGUGCCCGCCUACCACGGCGUGGUGGAGCUGGGCGGUGAGCGCUACAUCCAGAUGGACGACCUUCUCCGCGGCCUUCAGAACCCCAGCAUCAUGGACUGCAAGAUGGGCACCAGGACGUACCUGGAGGACGAAGUGUGCAAGGGUCCGCAACGGCCAGCCCCCCGGCGAGACCUGUACCAGAAGAUGGUGAAGGUCGACCCCUGGGCCCCCACGGCAGAGGAGCACGGCCAAGGGGCCGUCACCAAGCCCCGCUACAUGCAGUGGAGGGAGAACAUCAGCUCCAGCGCUUCCCUGGGCUUCCGGAUCGAGGGGGUCACGAUCGAGGGGGGCGCUGUGCAACGGGAGUUCAAGCAGACGCGGAGCCAGGAUCAGAUUGUCGAGGUUUUUCUGCAGUUUGUGAAGAACCGUGUGGAUGUUCUGAAGACUUACCUGACCCGCCUGGAGAACCUGCGCCAGGCCUUGGCCGAGUCCAUCUUCUUCAAGAGGCAUGAGGUGAUUGGGAGCUCUCUGCUCUUCCUGCACGACCAGAAGGGCCACACCAGCAUCUGGAUGAUCGACUUUGGCAAGACCCUCCCAGCUCCAGCCAACAGCCACCUUCGCCACAAUGUGGCCUGGACCCCAGGGAGCCACGAGGACGGCUUCCUGAUCGGCUUGCAGCACCUCGCCAGCACCAUCCGGGCGAGUCUGGACAGGGCCGAGCAGAGGCCGGAGCCCGUCCCGGGGCCCUCCUGAGCCUGCCCCCCUCGGGCGAGUCUAGACCGAGCCAAGAGCAGCGGUGGAGGACCUGCCCCGACUGGUGGGCGCUCAGCCCGGGAAGGGCAAGCGCGCUGUGGGGGGCAGCCAGAGCACCGUGGAAGGGCUGCCCUGCCUGGCCCAAUGGCGGCGCCAGGGCGGGUGGCAAAAUCCCUGUUCUUGCUGAAAAGCCCACGGCAAGCCUGAAACACCAACAGAAGCACAAUGCAAGGAGUUUGGGUUUGUGGGCGUGGCAUGAUGAAUGGAACUGCGUUUCCUCCCCACCUUUUGAAUUCCUUUUCCUGCCCACGCCCCAGCCGCUCUCCAAAGGGCCUUCCGUUUCCUUGGCCAUCUCCAGCCCCCUCGGUGGAGGGGCCGUGCUCUGGCAACGAGGCGGCGAGCAGGAUCAAUACUACACUUAAUCUGCGAGCACGGGAGGUUGGGCGUGGUUCAGAUGUUGGUGAAAGCCCGGACUUUGGCUUUAGGGAAAUCAGCUGUGAUUGCCUGCGCCUAUCUGCGGUUAACUGAACCGAGGUUUGCUCAAUUAGCCCAGCUUUCCGGGUUCACGCAGCACACUGAAGCCUCGGCUAACUGCUGGGCUGGGCUUUCACAGAACACGGCGGUGGGUCGGUGGGUGAUUCAGCGUGUUGGGCAAACACAAGCCGCUGCAUCUGUGUAAAGUUUGGAACUGUGCGCUUGGAAGGAACGCAACCUCCUUUUGUAACAUUGAGUUUAGAAAAAUAAAACCGGGUCACAGAUGCAUCUUCCGGUUCUUAUUUGGAGGACAUUCCAGUAUCUUUUCUCUC
Candoia aspera is the source of this 2322-nucleotide messenger RNA. RefSeq names its product inositol-trisphosphate 3-kinase B-like. Gene Ontology annotation, molecular function: inositol-1,4,5-trisphosphate 3-kinase activity; inositol tetrakisphosphate kinase activity. The coding region runs from base 209 to 1516 and encodes 435 amino acids. Gene Ontology annotation, cellular component: nucleus; cytoplasm. The transcript is spliced from 8 exons. The record is from RefSeq and is a predicted model, not a curated record. Lineage: Eukaryota; Metazoa; Chordata; Lepidosauria; Squamata; Candoiidae. Gene Ontology annotation, biological process: inositol phosphate biosynthetic process.